Nicotiana tabacum (common tobacco) is the source of this 873-nucleotide messenger RNA. RefSeq lists its product as uncharacterized. NCBI's taxonomy places the organism in Eukaryota, Viridiplantae, Streptophyta, Magnoliopsida, Solanales, Solanaceae. The record is from RefSeq and is a predicted model, not a curated record.
AUGGCGGGCAAGUUCGUAAUGGCAGAUGCUUGGGCCAAGAAAGUUGAAACAAGGGUAAAUGAUAGCUUCGCCAUCAGACAAUCCCCAGGGGAAGGACUGAGGGACUUCUUAUCUCAAUUCAACAAGGUGAGGAUGACCUUACCAAAUGUCUCCGAAGGGAUGGCCGUAGCAGCCUUCCAGAAUGCGAUGAAUAGAGAAGGUUCAAAGGCGACUAGAAAGCUACUAAGCCGAUUGAUAAAGUAUCCACCAGCUACCUGGGAUGAGAUCUAUAAUGCCUAUUGUGUCGAGAUCGGGGAAGAUGAUGAAGACCUCAAUAGGUCAACCCGGCGACUCAUCUCAGUGCAAUCCGAACCUUGGAGGGAACAUAGGGACAACACAAGGAGAGACCCUCCAAUGCCGCGAUCAGACGUGGUUUACGCACUCGAGAAGCUUGGAUCAAAGGUGAAAUGGCCACCAAAGAUGAGGUCCGACCCAAGCACCAGGAAGUCCGACGCCUUCUGUGAGUUCCACAAAGAUCGUGGACACAAAACAGAAGACUGCCACGCUUUAAGGUUAGAAGUGGCGAACCUGCUGCAACAAGGACACCUCAAAGAGUUUCUGAGCGACAAAGGCAGGAAUACCUUAGCAAAAGGCCGAGAACGUCCAGACUCGCCAAAGCCUCCCUCUCCCGCUCGCACCAUCAACAUGAUUAUUGAGGGUAGUGACGACGCCUUCAUCAAAAACAUCAAAUUCACUGCCACUCACAAAUUCAAGAGAUCAAUCACCCCACGAACGUUGAACAAACUUCGGGCGAGAUCCCCUCGUCCUCAAUGGUGGGGUGAUGCUGGAGAUGACGUUUCAUAUCAUGGAUCAGGAUACGACAUACAACACAUC